Messenger RNA from Ilex paraguariensis (yerba mate), 1526 nucleotides. Lineage: Eukaryota; Viridiplantae; Streptophyta; Magnoliopsida; Aquifoliales; Aquifoliaceae. The record is from the annotation of a GenBank genome assembly.
CUCUCUCUCUCUCUCUCUCUCUCUCUCUCUCUCUCUCUCCUAUAGAAUUCUCUGCAGAUUAGGCCGGAAAAGCCCAAAAGGUUCUUGUGAUUUUGAUCGGAGACUCUGAAAUGGCCGGAAAAAGCAAGAUUCUGAUCAUCAGAGGCACCGGAUACAUCGGAAAAUACAUCGUCGAGAAGAGCGCCAAGGCCGGUCACACGACCUUCGCUCUGAUCAGGGAGUCCACCGUCUCAAAUCCUUCCAAAUCAAAGAUCAUCGAGGGCUUCAAGAACCUCGGCGUCAAUAUAAUCCAUGGGGAUCUGUACGAUCACGAGAGUUUGGUGAAGGCGAUAAAGCAGGUGGAUGUGGUGAUCUCAACAGUCGGAAGUCCUCAGCUGGACGAUCAGGUCAAGCUAAUCGCCGCAAUUAAAGAAGCUGGUAACAUCAAGCGAUUCUUUCCUUCUGAGUUUGGAAAUGAUGUGGAUCGUGUCCAUGCUGUUGAGCCAGCCAAAACAGCAUUUGCAACCAAGGCUAAAAUCCGCCGGGCUAUUGAGGCUGAAGGAAUUCCUUAUACUUACGUCUCUUCCAACUUUUUUGCGGGCUACUUUCUUCCAACACUGGCUCAGACAGGUGCUACAGCUCCCCCUAGAGAUAAAGUGGUUAUCCAGGGAGACGGGAAUCCAAAAGCUGUUUUUAACAAGGAGGAAGACAUUGGCACCUAUACCAUCAAAGCUGUGGAUGAUCCAAGAACUUUGAACAAAAUCCUUUACAUUAAACCCCCUGGAAACGUAUACUCAUUCAAUGAGCUUGUGUCCUUGUGGGAGAAAAAGAUUGGAAAAACCCUUGAAAGGAUCCAUGUUCCAGAGGAGCAAAUUCUGAAGAACAUUGCAGAAGCUCCGCUUCCAGUGAACGUGAUACUAUCAAUCAUGCACUCGGUCUUUGUAAAGGGUGAUCACACAAACUUUGAGAUCGAGCCAUCAUUUGGAGUGGAGGCAUCAGAGCUGUAUCCAGAUGUUAAGUACACCACGGUGGAUGAGUAUCUCAACCAAUUCGUCUGAGAAUUUGGUUUUACUCAUCUCCGGUCUUCUAUGAUAUGCUGCAUAUUAAAUAAAUGAUCAGUUUAGCUACUUGUCUGAGAUUUUAUUUUACAAGUAGUGGGUCUGCCCCUUUGUGGUGCUACCUCUGCAGAUUUUGUAGGGAGAUCAGAGAUGCCAUGUGACUUGCGCUACUUGAUCUAUCCUAAGUAGAUAAAAGGUUGUGGGAUCCCUAGUUAUAAUACUAGGAUUCUGUGUCUCAACCAGAUUAUAUAAAAUAUUUGUUGGCAUUCUUAUUCUUCUUGCUUUUCUUUUUGAACUCAAAUUUGUGAUGAUGCCUGACUAUUUUUUUGAUAAAUAAUUGGAGUGUCUAUGGUCCUGAUAACAUUCCUGCGGGUGAAUCGUGCAUGAUAGUAGUUCAAAGAGUAAUACUAGAUCUAAGACUUACAAAAUUGAUCUCAUGAUUUGAUAGUAAUUUGAUUUAAUAGUGUUAUUGUAACUGUAAUUUUUAUA